AGAAGAUAGACUAUGCUACACCAUGAAUGGCAGCGCCGUCCUCUGAAGACAACCUCCCGCCCUCCUAACUGGAAACCCGUGCUUCUGAGUUAAGUAUGACACAGUAAUUACUCAUGCAGCCCGGGAGGAUUCCAAGUCUCUGCCUGUUUGCAGCGCCGUCUAAAAACAAUCAACUCAUCUUUCAAAUUUGACCAAACCACAAAUGGUCUGAGAACUCAGUUGUCUAAUAAGGAUGUUCAUUUUGGCACUCAGCAGCUUACGCAUGGCUCACAGAUGGCUUCUGUCUCAUUGUGUAUAAUCCAAUCAUCCUGCGCUAUUGAGUCUCACGCUUGGUCUUCAGGAGUAAUUGAAAAGCUCACGGUGACUGACGAUUGCCUCUUCUUCCAGAUGUCGUCCAUACAGGAGCAUGGCUUUCACCACCCCGUUGACGUAGGAUGUGACAUGGUCUCCUGGUCAGAGUUGCUCCAAGCAAGGCUUGUUACCAACAACCAUGUGAAGAAGACCAGCCUCUUGGAGCUCACGCCUGUCUUCUCUGCAGGUUGUUUUGCAAAACCUUCUUAUAAGUGUUAUCCGCUUCUGCUCUGUGUACUACGUGGUUCUGAGUCUGGGCUGCAUGGUGCUCAGGGUGGAUGAGUUGGAUGUCCUGGCACCAUUUGAUUUCCAAACAAAUCCCUCCUGGGCCAACACAAAUUAUAAAGUGCUGUUAGUCUCAGCUGAGAUCAUCUACUUCGUUUGUGGGUUGCUUUUCAUUCUGGUUGUGGAAGAAUGGGUUUGGGAUUAUGCUAUUUCAGUAACUGUUCUCCAUGUUGCCAUCACUUCAACUGGUCUUACUACUUCCUGGAAGACAGCCAUAGGAUAUGCACAGCAGGACGUGGGGGCAUAAGGUGGCUCAGCCUUAAAGAUUGAGAUAAGCAAUUGGUUCUGGACCCAGAGAAGUUACAAGUUAAUUGUCUAACACAUGGUACAUAGAAAAUGCUUAACAAAUAUUGCUCAAUCGAACUGAGUUCAGAGUGAAGUGGCUCGGAACUUCAGAGACAGCUGGACAUUGAGGACACAGGAGAGUCUUAGGACCAUCUCUGAGGCAUAUUUUUUGGUUCUCUUUCCAUAUGAAUGGCAGUAUGUCUUUUUAGUAAUACAAGAAUAAGAGAAACUGUUUAAUUUCAUUUUUUUCUCUGCCCACAAAUUUCUCAUCUGAAUUUAUCAAUUAUAUAUCUAAUAAAAACAUUAACCAAGUGAACAUGGGUUUUUCUAAAGCUUUUUCUUCGAGUUAAGACAGGUGUUGACCACAAAAUAUUUUUAGGUUUCCU
Molecule: messenger RNA, 1307 nt
Organism: Pipistrellus kuhlii (Kuhl's pipistrelle)
Lineage: Eukaryota; Metazoa; Chordata; Mammalia; Chiroptera; Vespertilionidae
Gene: TMEM244
Product: transmembrane protein 244
Exons: 5
Coding region: 614-883 (89 amino acids)
Source: RefSeq, a predicted model, not a curated record